GGCCAAGAUGGCGGCGGAGCUGGUGGAGGCCAAAAACAUGGUGAUGAGUUUUCGAGUCUCGGACCUUCAGAUGCUUCUGGGCUUCGUCGGGCGGAGUAAGAGUGGGCUGAAACACGAACUGGUCACGCGGGCCUUACAGCUGGUCCAGUUUGACUGUAGCCCCGAGCUGUUCAAGAAGAUCAAGGAGUUGUAUGAGACACGCUACGCCAAGAAGAACGCGGAGCCUGUCCCACAGCCCCACCGGCCCUUGGACCCCCUGACCAUGCACUCGGCCUAUGACAGGGCCAGCACGCUGCCCAGGACACCCCUCUCGGGGCCCAACAUUGACUAUCCUGUGCUGUAUGGGAAAUACUUAAACGGACUUGGACGGUUACCCGCCAAAACCCUCAAGCCAGAAGUUCGCCUGGUGAAGUUGCCCUUCUUUAACAUGUUGGACGAACUGCUGAAGCCGACAGAGUUAGUCCCACAGAACAGCGAGAAGCUUCAGGAGAGCCCAUGUAUUUUCGCGUUGACGCCGAGGCAGGUGGAGCUGAUCCGGAACUCCAGAGAGCUGCAGCCAGGGAUCAAAGCCGUGCAGGUGGUUCUGAGAAUCUGCUACACAGACACCAGCUGUCCUCAGGAGGAUCAGUACCCGCCCAACAUUGCCGUCAAGGUCAACCACAGUUACUGCUCCGUCCCGGGCUACUACCCCUCCAACAAGCCAGGCGUGGAGCCCAAGCGGCCUUGCCGGCCCAUCAACCUCACCCACCUCAUGUACCUGUCGUCUGCCACCAACCGCAUCACCGUGACCUGGGGCAACUAUGGCAAGAGUUAUUCCGUGGCCCUGUACCUGGUACGGCAGCUGACCUCAUCGGAGCUGCUACAAAGGUUGAAAACCAUCGGGGUCAAACACCCGGAGCUGUGCAAAGCCCUGGUUAAAGAGAAGCUGCGUCUGGACCCCGACAGCGAGAUCGCCACCACAGGCGUGCGGGUCUCCCUCAUCUGCCCACUGGUGAAGAUGCGGUUGUCAGUGCCCUGCCGUGCGGAGACCUGUGCCCACUUGCAGUGCUUCGAUGCCGUCUUCUACCUCCAGAUGAACGAGAAGAAGCCCACCUGGAUGUGCCCUGUGUGCGACAAGCCCGCCCCCUACGACCAGCUCAUCAUCGAUGGGCUCCUCUCCAAGAUUCUGAGUGAGUGCGGAGACACAGAUGAGAUCGAGUUCCUGGCCGAUGGCUCCUGGUGCCCUAUCCGUGCGGAAAAGGAGAGGAGCUGCAGCCCCCAGUGCCCCAUCCUGGUCCUCGGCCCGUCGGAUGCCAAUGGGCUCCUUUCCACCCCCAAUAUCAACGGAGGUGGGGGUGGCAGCAGCGUGGCCAGUGGCCCAAGCGGCGGGAGCAGUGUAGUCAGUGGUGUUGAGAAUGGGAAGCCGAGCACGGACGUGGUGGACCUCACGCUGGAUAGCUCGUCAUCGUCAUCGGAGGAAGAAGAGGAGGAAGAAGAUGAAGAGGAGGAAGAUGAAGAAGGCCCCCGGCCCAAGCGCCGCUGCCCUUUCCCGAAGGGCCUGGUGUCGGCCUGCUGA
This is a messenger RNA of Chrysochloris asiatica (Cape golden mole), 1555 nucleotides long. RefSeq names its product protein inhibitor of activated STAT, 4 (gene PIAS4). NCBI's taxonomy places the organism in Eukaryota, Metazoa, Chordata, Mammalia, Afrosoricida, Chrysochloridae. Gene Ontology annotation, molecular function: SUMO ligase activity; transcription coregulator activity; zinc ion binding. The transcript is spliced from 11 exons. Bases 8 to 1555 code for a protein of 515 amino acids. The record is from RefSeq and is a predicted model, not a curated record. Gene Ontology annotation, biological process: protein sumoylation; regulation of transcription by RNA polymerase II.